CAUCAUAAGCAUAUGUUAUGCAUCCCCCCUUUUUGACACCUGGUCCAACCCAUGUGUCAACUCAGCAAAGUGAGGGAAAAAAUGUUUGACUACUGUAGACUCCAUGCCUACAGGUGCAACCAUUCGUUUGCCAGACUCUGCAUUCCUGUGAGAUAGAAAAUUAGUGACUAUGAGCAAAUUAAACACCAAAUCAAAUAUAGUAUAUUUAAACUCAGUGUUGUCAAAAUAUUCUCAUUCAAAAAUAGUGUGUAAAGUUACAUAGAAACAUAUGAUUAGGGCAAUUAUCAGAGUAACAUAAAAUGAAAUCUAACAGCAUGGUUACAAUUGAUGUCUUGUAACAAUCUGCUUCAACCUGUUGAACAGUAGUGUUUCCAACCUGUUGACGCAUUGAUUGUUUUGAUUGCUCACACCCUUAGCUGAACGGUCAACACAGCCUCGCCUCAGUGCGUGUGUGAGCACAGCGAGAGUCGCCCUUCUCACGUCACCUCACUUCUGGUGGGUUUUCCGUGCGGUGUAGACGGAGGGUCAUUUGUCGGAUCCGGGACCUUCCUACAGUGUAUAGAAUGGAUCCAAGUCGCUCUCUCUGCGACAUUCACAGCUGUGUGGGUCGUCAGACGGACCUGGAAGAGGCCUUGCCACUGUUUGAAGUUCCAGUGCUUCUUCCUGAACUCCUUAAUGAUCGCCCAGUCCGCUGGUUGGAUGGCGUGUAAGCGUCCUGACGCCUGUUUUCACCUGUUGGAAAGUCUGAAUUGUGCUAAUUGUGUUAUGUUUUUGACACCUGGUCCAACCCAUGUGUCAACUAAGCAAAGUGAGGGAAAAAAUGUUUGACUACUGUAGACUCCAUGCCUACAGGUGAAACCAUUCGUUUGCCAGAGUCUGCAUUCCUGUGAGAUAGAAAAUUAGCAGUGAAACAAAACACCAUUCUUUCAUCAAAAUGCUUCAUACAAGGUAACAUACAGUAAAAUAAAUUUUAAGUGUAAAACAAAGUUACAAAAUUAACAAAAAUAAAACAAUAACAUAAUUGUUAUUGUUUAGUAUUGGUGUUGUUGUAAAUCAUUUGUUUCCCUAGUUGGGAAAUGACACAUGUGGGACAUUUUGAAUGGGUGCAAAGAUUUGUUUCGUAAAAUGCUGAGUAAUUUGAAAGCAGUAGACCAAAAGGUCAGGUCUCAACCUGUCCCCUUGUUCUUACUCACCUUUCAUACACUGACCAAAGUGCACUCCCAGAGUGGGCAGAUCGUCCUUAUAAAGCAGGUCAUUCAGGUCCUGCAGCCACUUCAGCUCAGUCUGAUCCAGUCCACCAUGUUUGCUACAAUCAUUCUCCUGUCACUCUGCGUGUGCUUCAUCAUCCUUCAACUCCAAUCCCGAAGGCCCGAGAACUUUCCUCCAGGACCUCCUGCUUUGCCACUACUGGGAAAUCUGUUGAACCUAAACCUUGAGAACCCUCUGAAGGACCUUGAGAGGCUGAGGAAGUCGUACGGUAAUGUCUACAGCCUGUUCAUUGGCCCCAACCGAACUGUGGUUAUCAAUGGAGUGGAAGCCCUGAAAGAAGCUCUGGUGAACAAGGCUCAUGAUUUCUCUGGACGACCUCAGGACAUGUUUAUUAAUGAUGUCAGCCACAGGAAAGGAGUAAUUGUGGUAGAUUACGGCCCUCGAUGGAAGGAACAUCGUCGCUUUGCCCUGAUGACCCUGAGGAACUUUGGUCUGGGGAAAAACACCAUGGAGGACAGGAUUCAUGGAGAGAUACAACACAUCAUCAAAACCCUGGAGAAGAACAUCGGCAAAAAGCUGAGUCCUCAGGUUAUGUUCCAUUAUGCAGCCAAUAACAUCAUCUGCCAAGUUCUGUUUGGGACACGUUACGAGUAUGAUGAUGAGUUCAUCAAAGAAACUGUCCGCUGCUUCACACAAAUUGCGAAGACAAUCAAUGGUCCAUGGGCUAUGUUGUAUGAUUCGCUUCCAUUUAUUCGCAGCCUGCCGCUGCCCUUUACUAAAGCCUUUAGGAAUAUGGAGACUGUAAGGACACUUGCAAAAAAAUUAAUAAGUGAGCACAAGAAGAGCCGAGUCCCUGGAGAGCCUCGAGACUUUUUAGACUGCUAUCUGGAUGAACUGGAAAAGAGAGACAGUGAGAAGACUACAUUCUCAGAAGAACAACUGAUUAUGUACGCGAUAGAUCUUCAGUUUGCUGGGACUGACACUACCUCCAACACCCUGCUCACUGGCUUCCUCUACCUCAUCACCCACCCAGACAUACAAGAGCGUUGUCAACAGGAGAUAGAUCAGGUGAUGGAAGGGAAGGAUCAGAUCUGCUUUGAUGACAGGCACAACAUGCCUUUCACACAGGCUGUGCUCCAUGAAGUACAGAGGGUAGCCAACACUGUUCCACUCAGUGUUUUUCAUUGUACAACUACAGACACAGAUCUGAUGGGAUACUCCAUUCCCAAGGGUACUGUGAUUAUUCCAAACCUCUCAUCACUGCUGAAUGAACAAUUAUUUCAAUAAAUCGCACAAAAGGACAACUCUCUCUUAUCUACUUCUUUAUGGAAAAUUUCCACCACACACUCACUGUAUGUUGAAUUUAGACCACCUGUGGAAUAACUGAAAUGAGUUAUUCCACAGCAACUAAUUUGAUAGUAUUGAAAUUACAUGUUUUUCUCUUUUCUAAUAAGGUAAGCUAUAAAGGUGAAUCAAGCGUAAGGAAAAGCAUGUGUAAAUAUAAAGUAAAAAUUCAAUUGUUUAAAAUAAUUCUUGAGUAUUGCACACACAAAAACACAUUUCCACUCAAUGAUUUCCUGAAUGAAAGUGUUUUCCCCUUAUAAAAACAGAUUUCUGUGAAAUAUGUAAUUGGCAACCAGAAAAUGCACCGCUACUCCAAAGCUGGAAGAAACUGUUAUCUUCACACUCUAGGUUAUUGAGUGUGUUGAGAAGCCUGGGGUUUGAGGACAGAAGCUUUUGCAGGGCCUUGCAGAUGAAAUGCUUGAUGGAAGUAG
Molecule: messenger RNA, 2984 nt
Organism: Betta splendens (Siamese fighting fish)
Lineage: Eukaryota; Metazoa; Chordata; Actinopteri; Anabantiformes; Osphronemidae
Product: cytochrome P450 2J6-like
Exons: 10
Coding region: 1084-2496 (470 amino acids)
Biological process (GO): xenobiotic metabolic process
Cellular component (GO): intracellular membrane-bounded organelle; cytoplasm
Molecular function (GO): heme binding; iron ion binding; oxidoreductase activity, acting on paired donors, with incorporation or reduction of molecular oxygen, reduced flavin or flavoprotein as one donor, and incorporation of one atom of oxygen
Source: RefSeq, a predicted model, not a curated record